AUGAGCAUUAUCGCAAGGGAGUUACUUAAGAGGCAAUACCAAGGUGAGUUAAGAAAGGACAAAAUAUGCAAGGACGCAAACUCGAUAUUUUCAGUGGGUCUCGAGGACGAUAACUACUUUAAAUGGAGAGUGUGCUUCGAAGGACCGCAGGAAACGCCGUACGAGGGAGGAAUAUUCACAGUGCUUAUGAACUUCCCGGACGACUUCCCAAACAGCCCGCCCGAAAUGGUCUUCGAGCAGGAAAUGUGGCACCCGAACAUCUACCCGGACGGGAGAGUGUGCAUAAGCAUCCUGCACCCGCCCGGCUCGGACAGGUACAACGAGCAGGAGAGGCCCGAGGAGCGCUGGAGGCCUAUUCUGGGCGUGGAGAGCAUCCUGAUCAGCGUGGUCUCGAUGCUGGGCGAGCCGAAUCUGGAGUCGCCGGCGAACGUGGACGCAGGCGUGCACCUGAAAAACAGCCCGAAGGAGUAUCGCAAAAGGGUACAGAUGCUGACCCGAAAAACACUCGAGUAA
Molecule: messenger RNA, 513 nt
Organism: Theileria orientalis strain Shintoku
Lineage: Eukaryota; Apicomplexa; Aconoidasida; Piroplasmida; Theileriidae
Product: ubiquitin carrier protein
Exons: 2
Coding region: 1-513 (170 amino acids)
Biological process (GO): ubiquitin-dependent protein catabolic process; protein polyubiquitination
Molecular function (GO): ubiquitin conjugating enzyme activity
Source: RefSeq, a predicted model, not a curated record